Fusarium vanettenii 77-13-4 is the source of this 783-nucleotide messenger RNA. RefSeq lists its product as uncharacterized. Lineage: Eukaryota; Fungi; Ascomycota; Sordariomycetes; Hypocreales; Nectriaceae. The record is from RefSeq and is a predicted model, not a curated record. The coding region runs from base 1 to 783 and encodes 260 amino acids. The transcript has 2 exons.
AUGGACUCCUUCGUGAACCACCCAUCAUCACUUUCUCUAUCGCCGUCAGCCAUGGAUGUAGAUGCCUCUCGAAGGACGCCAUCGCCAGUACCAUCUCUAGGCCACGAUUCGCUCAGCACUCCUACAACAGAGAUGACCACGCCCCCGAUCUUUUCCUCCGCUUUUGCAGUCGUCAAGGGUAGUGAGCCAGCAGGCAGACUAUCCAUCAUGGAGCAACCAGAUAUGAGGAACCCUGUAAAUGGCUGGGCAUCCCCUUCGUUCCCAAAAGACCAGAAACCUCGACUCCCGGUCAUUGGCGGUACCCCAGACUUUCUCAUCCUGUACUGCUUCAACAUCCGACGGGCAGCAGACUUCUACUCCCGUUGCUUUGGAUGGAAAUUCUAUGGCGACAUGAACGCGAGAGAGAUUGAUGACCCCAGUAAGCGACAGUGGGGAUCAUCCUUCUUCGACGUACAGCCCAUGAACUUUUUCAACUCGAGCGAAGACAAGGGCCAGCUCAAGAUCACGGGCGCCUUGGUCCAGAUGAGAACCACGCCGGACAGCCAAGCCCGGCUCGAGCACAAGCGGCAGAUGGCCAGGUUUGGCGCCGCUACACCGACGUGCCACCUCCGGGUCCCCGAUCUCGGCGACGCUGAGGAGUUGAUCGAGCAGAACUUUGGCGAGGUCAAGCACUUGCGAUAUGGCAUCCGACAGUUCAUCAUGGACGUUGGAGAGUUUAUCGAUACGGAGGGAAACCUGGUAGGACUUAUUUCUCUGCACCCGGAAAAUGCCAAUGCCGCUUAG